Messenger RNA from Rotaria socialis, 1311 nucleotides. The record is from the annotation of a GenBank genome assembly. Lineage: Eukaryota; Metazoa; Rotifera; Eurotatoria; Philodinida; Philodinidae.
AUGCCACGAACAUGUGCCAUUGAAAAAUGUAAACGUAAAUCACGUUCUAUAUGUUCAUGUUGUAAUAAAAAUCUAUGUCAUGAUCAUUUAAAAGAACAUGAGGAUUUGAAUAAUCCUCAAUUAAAUCCUUUAAUGAAUGAGUUUAAUAGUCUGGAUGAACAACUGAAAUCAUCGAAUACAGAAAAAUUAAUUGGUGGUUGUCGACAAAAACUUGUUCAAUGGCGUGAUAAUUGUUGUAAACUGAUUAAUCAAUUAUAUGAACAAAAACUUCAUGAACUCGAUCAACGUUCUUUACAAAAACUUGAUGAGCAAAGAACACAAUUAAAUCUAAUACGUUCAAAAAUGACUGAACUUAUACGUCAACAAGAAACUAAUCAAGGGAAUAUAGAUGCACUAACACUAGCUAUUCGUCAUAUUCAUGAUGAUAUUAAAAAUAUUGAAAAUACACGUUUACAAAUCGAUAUUCGUCCAUUAAACAUCGAUGAUAGUUUCAUUUUUAUUCAAGAUUUUGAACCCAAUAAAUGUAAUUUAGUAAGUCUUACAACACCUUAUCGAACCAUUGAUUGUUCAGGCGAAUGGGGACCGGCGCUUGUCAGUAAUAAUCGAUAUUUAUUAAUUGAUCGACACCCGAAUUUAUGUUUAAUCAAUCAACAGCUUCAAAUAGUUAAACAAUCUCCAUGGAAAUUCGAUUUUAUUCGUGAUAUGUGUUGGUCAACAGCCUUAAAUACUUUUAUUGUAAUAACAAGAAGUCGAGAAAUCUAUAUUGUUAAUGAAAAAACGUUAGCAACAGAACUUAUUCAGCCUAUCGAUGAACAGGACUGGUCAUCUUGUACAUGUUCGGAUACGUCUCUUUAUUUGACUGCACGUCGAGAAGGAACAAAUAUUUUUGAAUUGAAUUUAUUAUCAGCAUUCGAAUUAAUAAAGCGAUGGAAACCUCCACAUUCAUGCAAACACUAUGAAAUUAUACUUAACACUGAAUACAAAAACAAAACACUGGCUCUUGUUAUUUCACAUGGUUCAACUAAUUUGGUACAUUUAGAAUUACGCUCAUCAAUAACACUCGAUCGACUCUGGUCACUUGAACUUAAUGUUUCACAUACAAUUGGCCAGCCAUUGAUACGUUGUUCUGCAUUAAAAUGUGAUGAAUGGUUGCUUGUUGAUAACAAUACUUCACAAUUAUUUCACGUGAGAAAAGAUGGUUUAAUCAGAGCUGUAUCAUCAUGUAAUCCGGCACCUUGGAAUUCCGUUUUGUUUGGUUCCAACAUAAUUGCUAUACGGACUAAAAACAGUGUUCAUUUUCAUAAAUUAUAA